Peniophora sp. CBMAI 1063 is the source of this 465-nucleotide messenger RNA. The record is from the annotation of a GenBank genome assembly. NCBI's taxonomy places the organism in Eukaryota, Fungi, Basidiomycota, Agaricomycetes, Russulales, Peniophoraceae.
AUGAAGGUUGAGAUCGACUCGUUCUCGGGCUACAAAAUCUACCCCUCCAAGGGGCGCCUCUUCGUCCGCGGGGACUCCAAGAUCUUCCGCUUCUCGGGCUCGAAGACGGAGUCAUUGUUCCAGCAGCGCAAGAACCCGCGCAAGAUCGCCUGGACUGUCGUCUACCGCCGCAUGCACAAGAAGGGUCUCACCGAGGAGGUCGCCAAGAAGCGCUCCCGCAAGACCGUCAAGCACCAGCGUGGGAUCGUCGGCGCCGACAUGGCAUCCAUUCUCGCCAAGCGCAACCAGACCGCCGCCGCCCGCACAGCCCAGCGCGCCGCCGCCGUAAGCAAGGCCAAGACGGAGAAGAAGGACAAGGAGGCGAAGAAGCCCAAGGGCCCCAAGCCGACGGGUGUUGCUGGUGGCGCGAAGGUUUCUAAGCAGCAGAUGAAGGGCACACGGGCGGGCGCGAAGACGCGUGUUUGA